This is a messenger RNA of Drosophila subobscura, 3938 nucleotides long. RefSeq names its product zinc finger protein 646 (gene dati). The record is from RefSeq and is a predicted model, not a curated record. Gene Ontology annotation, molecular function: RNA polymerase II cis-regulatory region sequence-specific DNA binding; DNA-binding transcription factor activity, RNA polymerase II-specific. The transcript is spliced from 10 exons. The coding region runs from base 543 to 3899 and encodes 1118 amino acids. Lineage: Eukaryota; Metazoa; Arthropoda; Insecta; Diptera; Drosophilidae. Gene Ontology annotation, biological process: regulation of transcription by RNA polymerase II; central nervous system development. Gene Ontology annotation, cellular component: nucleus.
AUGCCUGUAAGGAGGGAAAAAUAUAUAUUUAAAAAUUUGGGUGAUAUUUUUGGGCAUACAAACAAACAAAGUUAUUGGGCAAGGCAACAAAUUGUGAUGUAAAAUUUACGAAAAAUCAACUAAAACUAUCGAAGUCUAAACUAAAUUGAAGCGAGCAAUCAACGAGUUUGAACAAAAAAUGGUCAGUAGUAAAAUACUAUUACGAAGUUACGAUAUCGCGAAACCGCAACGUGUGCCUUAUUCCGGCCUUAUGUUCAAAUAACUUUCAAUAAUGCAUAACUAAAUAAAACAUAUACAUAUAUGGAAGAAAACUAAAUUUAAGAAUAAAGUAAAAAUAACUAUACCUAGAGAAACCAUUGGAGUAUCCUCUGAACUACAGCCUUUCUCAUGCCUGGAGGCAUAGACAUGUUAGGGAGGAUUUGUGAUGCAAAAGAAAUGUGAGUGCACAUCGUGCAGUGAUUUUAUAUGAAAUACAGAUGCUGCGUGCAAGAGCUAACAAACCGCGCGGGACUGCCCAGUCCUAAUCUUGGGGGUCCCAAUCAAUGGACGGUUUGUAUACAGAAAACAACCAAGAAAACGCUCCCGACCCGACCACCUUCAGCCUGAUAUUCAAAAUGGACGCCGCGGACUUCUGGCAGCAGGCUCGCGCACCAUUCGGCCUGCACACGGCGCUUCAUCAACACGCUCCUCCGAACCAAGAGCAGACCCAGCUGCAACAUCAGCAACAUCAGCAACAUCAGCAGCAACAACAGCAGCAUCACCACCACCACGAUCACCAUCACCAGCAUCAACAGCGCCACCAUCCAACAACAUCCAUUUCGCAACAACAGGAUCACCAGUUACCCCCCAAUGCCAAUUCAGAUGGCACGGCGAACAGCAACAGCAGCAAUAGCAACAAUCCGUCACUAAACACUAAAAUCGAGUCUAGCGGGCCUCAGCAACAUGACCACAUCCUGCAGCAUCAUCACCAUGUCGACCAGCCCUAUGGCCCCGAUUCAUUUAGGGGUCAGCUCUCGGCGCAAACCCCGCAGCUAAGUAAUCAUCACCUGCUGUUUAAUGCCGCGGCUGCUGCCGCCGCAGCAGCCCACCUCAAGUCUACAGCCCUACAGAGUAGCAUAUCGCCCCCGUCAGAUCAGUCCAACAUGCUCAGAAACUAUGGCCAUAAUUCAUUAAAUCCCGUCAUCAAGCCUAAACAAGAGCUUGACCAACAGCCGCAGCGUAUCGAAGAAAACCGCCAACAGCAGACGGAGCAGGCUUUCACUGGUGACUUCUAUGAUGCUGGUGACGGCCCAGGCAAUGGCCCGGAUGCCGAUGCAAGUGUUAUCUGCACUAGCAGCGUCGGCUCGGAUCAAUUGCAAUCAAACCAGCAGACUUCUGGAGGUCUCCAGCAACCACAAACACAUCUCCACCGGCAGAUGCCGAGUCCAGGGCCUAGAACGGUAAUGCUCAACAAACCGUUAUCUCAAGGUCAGCAGUCUCCUCAGCACUCAAUAACGCCGUCUGGUGGCAGCUCUACUCCCGAAAUAAAAUACAACAACGACAAGAUGGCCAACGAAAUUCAGCUUCAGCUAUCCCGGUCGAGCAGCGCAGCCGCGAUCAGUGAACGCACCCUUGAAGAAUGUUGGUCAACCCUGCAACGACUUUUUAUGCACAAAAGCGCCAUGCAACAAAUACAACAACAAAUUCCUCGCGUCGGGCUGGCGACGCACGGAGUUCCCGGCACGCCUAACAUGGGUGGCAAUGCCACACCCGGAACGGACACCAAGCCACACCAGUGCCAACAGUGCAUGAAGAGUUUUUCCAGCAAUCACCAGCUCGUGCAGCACAUUCGUGUCCACACUGGAGAAAAGCCGUACAAAUGCUCUUACUGUGAUCGUAGAUUUAAGCAGCUGUCCCAUGUCCAACAACACACGCGCUUGCACACAGGAGAACGCCCUUACAAAUGCCACUUGCCCGAUUGUGGUCGGGCAUUCAUACAGCUCUCCAACCUGCAACAACAUCUCCGAAAUCAUGACGCCCAAGUGGAACGUGCCAAGAAUCGUCCAUUUCACUGUAAUAUUUGUGGGAAGGGAUUCGCCACUGAGUCCAGUCUGCGGACGCACACAUCCAAAGAGCUACAGCUGCAUCUUGGUGUCUUGCAGCAGCAUGCAGCACUCAUCGGUGGUCCUAAUGCAACAUCCUGUCCGGUGUGCCACAAGCUCUUUCUUGGUACCGAGGCGCUCAUGGACCAUAUGAAACACGUUCAUGAAGAAAAAAGCCCACCUCCAAGUGGCACAGCCGCAUCACAUUUCAGUGAGAUCCUAAAUUGUACGGGUGGCAACGGCAAUGAUAAUGCAAUUGGAAGUGGACCAAUUGGUUCCCAGAGUACAUCCGAGUCCACCUGUGCAAGGAUACCGACACAUCCCCCAAUUGGGAGUGGACCAAGCCUUAGCGACACCUACCUGGGAAAACGAAGAACUGCCAAUCAUCCAUGUCCAGUCUGUGGCAAGCAUUACGUCAACGAGGGCUCUCUGCGAAAGCAUUUGGCUUGCCACGCCGAGACCUCCCAACUCCCAAAUAGUCUCCGCAUGUGGCCCUGUAGUGUGUGCCAGGCUGUUUUCACACAUGAAAAUGGCCUGCUCACCCAUAUGGAGUCGAUGCGUAUGGAUCCGAAACAUCAGUUCGCGGCUCAAUACGUCUUGUCCCGAGCUGCAGCAGAGCAACGAGAGCGAGAGAGCAUACUAGCAGCCACCAUAGCCUCCGGCAGUGCAGGUUCUGCCAGCGGAAUUGGAGUCGGUGAGGGGAGAAACGUACUACCUAUGGGUGUGACAAACUCAGGAGGAUCCAACUCAAAGUGCCCGUCACCAUCAGCCAACUCAGAAUGUUCUUCGAACGGAAGACUCUCGUCGUCAUCAACCUCCGAUCAAGAUCAAGAACACGAUCACGGCCUGAGUGAAAACGAGAACAGUAGCCACAAUAAUAUCAGCAGCACAAAUAACAACACCCUUUGCACAAUCAACAACAACAGCUGUAAUUCCAGCAAAAUGAACGAGCUGCGUCUUCCAAACUCCAGUCAGUACAAUAUGGAUACCGGGCUGCACGUCGCCAAUCGAAUGUCACUUAUGGCAGCCGCAGCCGCAGCUGUAGCAGCAUCCCGACCCCAGGAGGGUGUUGACUGCUCGAAUGUCCCCAGUGCGGCUGUCCAAGCUGCUGUGGUUAAUCUGGCCGCCGCUAUGCGUAUGAACAAUCCCAACAAUGCUUCUACCGCGCUUGUUGGCCACUCUGGGCAUCCACAUUCCCUUCAGCACCAACAGCAUCUUGGCGAACAUCCUUUGCCACACCAUCAGCACCCUCAGCAUCUUCAACAGCAGCAGACACCACAGCACCAUCAGCAGCAGUUGUCACAUUUGUUAGGGCACGGGCACUCUCACCCUGGGAACAAUUCCCAUUCUCGCCGUUCGCCGAAUAUAAAUGUUCCUAGUUUGCACAUACAAAACGAGUCAACUGCUAACGCGUCGUCCGUUGCAAUGAGCAUGAGCGUGAACAUGUUGCGUGGCUCCCUAGAACCAGACUCAACUUUAGGAGGAAUGAACCCUAUAGAGGCUCUCCAUCAUCAGCAACAGCAUCAUCACCAGGCGUCAACUUAUUCACAGCACGCAGUGGCUCCUAGCACUCAGCAAGCCCAUUCACAACACAGUCACCACCAUCCAGAAACCGCUCUCCGCAUGCACCAGCAGGCCGAAGCAAUUCUGCGCUCCCAUGAGGCGGCCUUCCGUUUGGUUGCCAAUACCGGCGUCAAAAGCGAGUCAGAGCAACGGUCUAAUGGUGGCAGUAGUAAUGGUAAUGCCAGUGCUAACAGUAACGAACAGCAUCGUUUUCCGACACAUCAGCAAGAGCAACAAGUACCGCCGAGCUCAUGAAGCUUGGCGGUCAUUGAGCUCAGUAGAAUAGGUACAGAU